AUGACGUUGUUGCUGGCGUAAGGCUGCAGUUUGAAUUCUCCUACUAAACGAAUGCAGUGGGAAUGGACAAGGAAGACACUCUGCCGGGCAGACAGCACUGUUAACCUCCGAACAUUGUCAGGAUUUGAAGUAAGAACUUCACAGGACGAUUUCUGGCUGUUGGCUUCUCGUUUCAGGCUGGUUCCAAACCCAAAGAGUAUUCUUUAUCUUAGGACAAGAGAGAGGACACAGCAUGCUAUCGUCCCUGAAGACCCUGCUGCUGCUCUCCGUCCUGUGCGCACCGACCUCCAGCCUGUGCCUGCGCCUCUACCGGAGCCGCUCCGACCUCCUCUGCAACGACCACAUGUCUUUGGGAGCUCGAAGUGAAGAGAGCGAGCCGGGCUACUCCCCCGUAGACGCCUGGGCUUCCCUCCUGCAGUCCGCGGAUUAUCUCUCCUCGUCCUCCUCGGCAGAGUCCAGUCGGGAAAAAAGGACUUUAAGUCCCGCAAACUACCGCUUCAUGAGUCGGACGAAGCUCAGAGGGCAGAUGCUUCGCAAUAACAUCAAAACUGACCGAAGGAGUAGACUGACCCUGUCCCUGGACGUCCCGACCAACAUCAUGAACGUCCUCUUUGACGUGGCCAAAGCCAAGAACCUGCGCGCAAAAGCGGCUGAGAACGCGCGGCUCCUGGCGCAUAUUGGACGAAGGAAAUGAGAAAACGCGGACAAACUUUGAUUCUGCACAGAGCAAUGACUAAAUGUAAUAAAUAACGUAUUUUUCAUUGAAUAAAUAACAAUUUGUUUCUCCACAGCAGCGUUAAACGUCCACUCUAACAGGUGAAACCAUGUUAUAAUUGCAAAGACCUCAUGAUGUCUGUGAGUUUGUGAGCAUUUUGUUUGCUGUACAAAUCAAAGCACUGCGAGAAACCGGCCUGUUCUAUAGCAUAAGAAAUCACAUUAAAAGAUGGCUCAAUUUUGUUUUAAAAUGCAUCUUUAAAUUCCUCCAACAUUUGGUCUAAUAUGGUACAUCAGUCAAAAAUUGACCAUUUGAUAUAGAUAUUUACCUCUUAAAUACAGUAAAUUUUUGCUUUUACGAUGAAGACGUUUCAUUGGCUUGAGACGCAUGAAUAAAUUGUGAAUCUUGCAGAUGUGUGAAGUACUGUUUUUAUAUAGUACUACAUAAAGUCACAUGAUUUGCGUGGUAACUGUCUUAAUUCCAGACAAAAUACUAGUCUAUAUAUUUUUUUCUUUGUUCCUAUUUUUUAUUUUAUUUUAUUUUUAUGUUUUUUAGCUUUAGAAUAAAUAUUGAAAUGUGGAGGAUUUUGUCCAUAAAUUUAGUGGUAUUAGGGAGAGCAUAUUUGUGUAUCUUUGCUAAUUUCUUUUUUGUUUUAAUGAUUCCUUUUACUGAAAUUUCACACAAAACAUCACUAACAUUGGCAAAAACAGCUCAUUGACAAUAAAAUACUGUACAAAUCCCCUGCAAAGUUCAUAAAUACAGUAAAAUGCAAAUGCAUGUGAAUGUAUGUUGUCAUCAGAUGUCUCUUAUUUUUCUACUUUCCAAUAAAGGAUUAUUUUUCCUUAAA
Molecule: messenger RNA, 1562 nt
Organism: Girardinichthys multiradiatus
Lineage: Eukaryota; Metazoa; Chordata; Actinopteri; Cyprinodontiformes; Goodeidae
Gene: ucn3l
Product: urocortin 3, like
Exons: 2
Coding region: 233-694 (153 amino acids)
Biological process (GO): cellular response to nutrient levels; hormone-mediated signaling pathway; digestion
Cellular component (GO): extracellular region
Molecular function (GO): corticotropin-releasing hormone receptor 2 binding; hormone activity
Source: RefSeq, a predicted model, not a curated record